Lachancea fermentati is the source of this 1125-nucleotide messenger RNA. Lineage: Eukaryota; Fungi; Ascomycota; Saccharomycetes; Saccharomycetales; Saccharomycetaceae. The record is from the annotation of a GenBank genome assembly.
AUGGCCCCAACAGUUACUUUGCAUUUGAGAGCAGAAACCAAACCACAAGAAGCACGUGCAGCUUUGACACCCACCACCGUUAAGAAGCUUUUGAGUAAGGGUUUCAAGAUUUACGUGGAGGAAAGUAGUCAAUCUACUUUCGACAUUAAGGAAUACAAGGAUGCCGGUGCUCAAAUUGUGCCUGCUGGUUCAUGGGUGAAUGCUCCUCGCGACAGAAUUAUUAUUGGUUUGAAGGAGAUGCCAGAAACUGACACAUUUCCUCUGGUGCAUGAACACAUUCAAUUUGCGCACUGCUACAAGAACCAAGCCGGAUGGCAGGACGUUUUAGGCCGUUUCAAGAGGGGACACGGUGUUUUGUACGACUUGGAAUUUUUGGAGAACGACCAGGGCAGAAGAGUUGCAGCUUUCGGUUUCUACGCAGGUUUUGCUGGUGCAGCUCUAGGUUUGAGCGAUUGGGCUUUCAAACAGACGCACUCUGAUGAUGAAGAUCUUCCUGGUGUUACCCCAUACCCUAAUGAAAAUGCUUUAGUGAAGGAAAUUACUUCCAAGUACAAGGCCGCUUUGAAGAAGGGUGCAAAGGCUCCAACCGUUCUUAUUAUCGGUGCUUUGGGUAGAUGUGGUUCCGGAGCUAUUGAUAUGCUACGCAAGGCCGGUGUGCCGGAGAAGAAUAUUAUUAAAUGGGACAUGAAGGAGACGGCUCGUGGUGGUCCAUUUGAAGAGAUCGCACAGGCUGAUAUUUUCAUCAACUGUAUCUAUUUAUCUAAACCCAUUGCUCCUUUCAUCAACUACGAGUUACUAAACAAGACUAGUAGAAGGCUGAGGACAAUUGUUGACGUAUCUGCCGACACAACUAACCCUCACAACCCUGUCCCGGUUUACACCGUCGCCACAGUCUUCAAUAAGCCUACUGUGUUAGUACCUACCACCAUUGGUCCAAAAUUAUCAGUGAUUUCUAUUGACCAUCUACCUUCUUUGUUGCCAAGAGAGGCCUCUGAGUUCUUCUCGCACGAUCUAUUACCAUCCUUAGAGCAAUUGCCAUACAGAGAUACUGCCCCAGUAUGGGUAAGGGCCAAGAGGUUGUUCGAAAAGUUCUGCGCUCGCCUUGAUAGACAAGCUAAGCUUUAA